Fraxinus pennsylvanica is the source of this 1092-nucleotide messenger RNA. NCBI's taxonomy places the organism in Eukaryota, Viridiplantae, Streptophyta, Magnoliopsida, Lamiales, Oleaceae. The record is from the annotation of a GenBank genome assembly.
AUGGAUCUUGAGAAAGUCUUCCACAUGAAGGGCGGGCGAGGCGAGACAAGCUAUUCCAAAAACUCUUCACUUCAGAAAAGAGCUGCUGACAAAGUGAACCACAUAACCCUAGAGGCCAUAGAAGAAAUGUUUCUGGAAUCAAAGCCAAAGAGCUUAGGCAUAGCUGACUUGGGUUGUUCAUCAGGGCCUAAUAGUUUAUCGAACAUAAAAGAACUUGUAAAUGCUAUCGAAAGGGAAAGUCGUAAGCUUCUCGAACGGGCACCUGAGUUUCGUGUCUAUCUGAAUGAUCUACCAACAAAUGAUUUCAACACAAUCUUUCAAGCAAUACCAGAUUUGUAUAGGGAGCUUAAGAAAGGAAGAAGUCAUGGGAGUCCAAUAUCUAUUUAUAUAGCAGGUUAUCCUGGCACGUUUUAUGGGAGACUUUUUCCAGACAAGUGCUUGCAUUUCAUAUAUUCCUCCAACAGUUUGCACUGGCUUUCCAGGGUCCCUCCAGGUAUAUAUAAUGAGCAGGGAGAUACAAUAAACAGAAAAAGCAUAUACAUAUCUGAAAACAGCCCGCCACAAGUAGCCCGAGCAUACUUCGAACAGUUCAAACAGGACUUCUCAUUGUUCCUUCAAUCACGGUCUGAAGAAGUAGUUGUCGGAGGACGAAUGGUGCUGAUAUUAUUGGGAAGAAAUGGUCCAAAUUAUGUCGAUAGAGGCACUGCAUUUUUAUGGGAAAUUCUCUACAGAUCUUUAGCCACCCUGGUUAGUAAGGGGGAAAUUGAGGAAGAAAAGUUGGAUUCUUAUGAGGUACAUUUUUAUGCACCAUCCAAGGAAGAACUCGAAGAUGAAAUAAGGAAAGAGGGUUCUUUCAAAAUGGACAGAUUUGAGAUGUUUGAGAUAGAGAAGGAUACUGGUAAUAGUUCAACAAGCUACGGAAAGGCUGUGGCCAUGACAGUUAGGUCCAUCCAAGAAUCAAUGAUUUCCCACCAUUUUGGAGAGGCGAUUUUGGACAAUUUGUUCGAAGAAUACGGGAGAUUGGUCGACGAAGAAAUGGCUAAAGAAGAUAUUAGGUCUAUUUCUUUUGUUCUUGUUCUUCAAAAAUUAUGA